AUGUCUUCCGCUAUAUCAUCUGCCGCCUCCCCCAGCGCAACGGGCGCCUCGUGCACCACGGCCGACUUUACACAAUUUCCUACCCAAGAUGUCUUCUGCGCCGUCGGCAGCACAACCGGCAUCCCCUCCAACACAUCCGACACGCUCUCGCAAUGCUGCAAAGACGCUCCGGUCGAGGAGUUCAACGGUUCAUGCGGAUAUUACUGUCUCGCCUACGACCAGACUGUUGCUGAUCUAAAUGCCUGUUUUAUGGACAACGGUGUGAACCCCAGCCAGAUCUUUUGCUCGGGAAACAACACGGCAAGCGCGACGGGCACACCAAGUGGAAGUGGAAGCGCGAGCCGGACGUCUGGUGGUAAUGGACCUGAUUCUACGGGCUCGCCAGGUAGCACUGGUGCUGCUGCACCCAUGGGUGUAAGCAAGGCUGGCCUGGGCAUGUUGGGUAUGUUCGUCAUCUCUGCUUUUGCAGGUGCGCUGUUGUAA
Alternaria arborescens is the source of this 483-nucleotide messenger RNA. RefSeq lists its product as hypothetical. The record is from RefSeq and is a predicted model, not a curated record. The transcript has a single exon. Bases 1 to 483 code for a protein of 160 amino acids. NCBI's taxonomy places the organism in Eukaryota, Fungi, Ascomycota, Dothideomycetes, Pleosporales, Pleosporaceae.